This is a messenger RNA of Penicillium angulare, 3081 nucleotides long. It is a transcript of the gene nut1, whose product is annotated as putative RNA polymerase II mediator complex subunit Nut1. Gene Ontology annotation, molecular function: transcription coregulator activity. Lineage: Eukaryota; Fungi; Ascomycota; Eurotiomycetes; Eurotiales; Aspergillaceae. The coding region runs from base 1 to 3081 and encodes 1026 amino acids. Gene Ontology annotation, cellular component: mediator complex. Gene Ontology annotation, biological process: regulation of transcription by RNA polymerase II. The transcript is spliced from 3 exons. The record is from RefSeq and is a predicted model, not a curated record.
AUGCUGCCGGACGUGGCACCAUCCGAAAAGUGGAGGAACUUCCUUCACCAAUGUUUAGCGCAUCGCAUAGACGUGGACGAGUUCAGAGAAUUGUCGAAGUUGAUGCUCGUCCGCUCUCAUGUUAGCGAAAGCGAGCUACUUGAUCUACUUUUGGAAGCGCGCGGAACAUCAUCCAUCAAUUGGGAUCCACUUCUCCCUGUUUAUGUCGAUGGCCUCUGUAAGGCGGGACAAGUUAAAUCGUCUUCAGCAUUAACAAGUCUUCUCAAACAUUCGUCAAUCCGCAACAAAAAUGAACCCGGGAGCAAAACUUCUACUUUGAUGACCGAUGUCAAAGUCAUUCAAGAUGUUAUGCUCUCUAUCUCCACUGGGGCUAUGCCGCAGACUGUUAAUGAAGCCGCUGAGCUUUAUUCUGCUACCGUGGAAUGGAUAUUUGCUGUUGUUUCGUGGCACAACAACAAUCCAGAUAUGUCACAACAAGAAGGAAACCUGAUGAGUUCCCCCGAUGCCAUUUCGUUGAUUGAGUCGCUUGGCAUUCUACUAGCUGCGCUGUCGGGUACGACAAAGGGGCUGGAAACUCUUUCCAGUGACUCUCAAAGGGGUGCUUUGAAGGGAUUGAAGCAAAAGCUCGGUCAGGCUCUCUCUGCCUAUAUUCCUCUCUCUGUCGAUGUCUCAUUGCCUCUUCGACAGCGACUUGAUGCACUCCAGAAAGAAUUUAAUCUUUAUGGCGAACAAUCCUCCAAAACAUUGGAUCAUUCUAUUGAAGGCAUGAACGUCAAUUCGCUUCAAUUUGAAGCAUCCGUGAUGAAUGGUCCAGUCAUUAACACCAGAGCUGGUCUCUAUAUUUACUUGAACUCUAUGCUAGUGGGUCGGCCGUUGGUCGAUGACUCUAUGCUCAUCAACUUCCUCUCAAACAGAUACGAGGGUCACCAAGAAGUUCUUGUCAUAGAGUUAACCACAGCUGCCUUCGAUGUCUUGUGCAAUGGUCUGCACCGCAAUGAGUCUAAUCGGACAAUGUUUCUCUUCCGCUCAUUCUUGGUCAACAAGCUUCCUGCAUUUUUCGCAGCUAUGACGGCCGCAUCUAUGGUCCCGAUUAAUAUGGAAAUGUGUGUCUCACAAGUGCUGAGCCGUUUAGACCCAAAUUCGUUUCCAUCCUUGUCCCAGAUGUUCUCGAUGCAAGGCAGUAGCAUUCUUUCAGAUGCUCGACAGGAUUUCCUAUUUGCCUGUGCAUCUCAUAGGUUGGUUCAGGAAUCCAGCAUCGAGCGACUCCUGGGAGAAAACCCGAUGCAAACCUUGCCUGUGGGAGGUCCGUACCAAAAGGACGAGCUCAUCUCUCAAAUCAACAAUACCCCUGAACGUGUAGAUCAAUUGAUUGGUGAAAUUGAGUUCAUGAAAGGAGAUGCAGGGGCCAUCGUCGGUGCGAUAACUGAGGUUAUGUUUCACCUUUGCAAUGGGAGGGAAACAAUUGCAUUGAAGAAUAUUUGCAACGCUCUUUCCCGGCGCCCGCAAACUUUGGAUGUAAUUUUACUCUUCCGGACUACAAAGCAGGUCUUGCAGCCUCUCUGCAUGCUCCUCGACUCCUGGCGGUGGGACGAAGAGCAAAGUGAGAACCAGCCAGUCUACGACGAAUUCGGCAGUAUUUUAUUACUUGUACUUGCCUUUAAAUAUCGCUACGAUCUGAGCGCAUCUGACCUAGGGAUUUCGAAUAACGAUUCCUUCGUAUUGAAGUUGUUGGACCGAGGCACUUCCAGUCAGAAGCUUCACGAGCUCACUGACAAGCAAAAUAAGGAUCUCGGAGCAUGGAUUGGAGCUCUAUUUAUAGCAGAGGGUAUUAACGAAGAAACCAUGUCUUCUUGCAGCCCGCAGGAAUUCUACCUACUUGUGACGACGCUCUUCGACCAAAGUCUUGGGGCUUGUGAGUCGGAGAAGAUGGAUUUCGAUACAUUAAAGGGGGGACUUGAAUAUCUGCUUGAACCUUUCUUACUCCCGUCACUGGUGAUCGCCCUGACUUGGCUCGGCAACCACAUUUGGGAAUCAGAGAACGAACCCACAAUUCCUUUGAAAACACUUCUCUCCUUGGUCAAGCCAAAUUCCAUCUCCGGUGAAGCGCAAGCAAUUCAUCAAACCGUUCUCAGCAUAACCGCUCGUCCUCUCGAAGAACGCCUGAAGGAUGUACGAACAAGGCACCAGUCUCGCUCCGACAUAAAACCGGUCCUAGACGCGAUCGAUCCAUACCUCUCAUUCCGACGAGUUGGCGCAUGUCAUCGCACAGAACUCGACGGCUGGGCAGCACAAACAGCAGGUGGCUUGGCAGGGAGCAUCCGAAAUACCUUACAGUCAAUGGUAAUUUGGAGUACCAAUUCCGAUAUAAACAUGGCGCCGCAGUCCUACUCUCAUCGUCAAAUUCUAGCGGGGAUUCGUAUUCUUGGCGCUUCGCGUGUCCUGGAUAUCUUACUCGAUGAAUUAAAGUCCCAAACCGAAGCCGGCAGCGGAGACUUAGCUCUCGACAUUGCAGCAGCAAUUAUAUCUGCCCCGAUGCCAGAGUCUUUUGCUGUGGACCAAAGUAUUUGCCAUCCCAUGGAUCUCACAAAAGAAUCCCCGCCUCGUUGCUCGGUUCUCACCUUGAGAGAUUCUCUAGCUGUUCAGCAUGAGAAUGUUCCUAGGGUCUCGGAGAAGGACUCACUCCGCGCAGAGAUUAUUGUUCGUCUCUGGCGCCGCGUUAGCGUGUUGAUGGCUCCUCCAUCCCAGGUCUCUAAUAUUGAUGUCAGUAACAUCAUUCAAAACAUGGAUCUCGGCGUUGAUGGUCAAGACCGUAUGGAUCUCGAACCUUCUAGUGGGGUUGGUGGUACUGGUAUGGUAGACGAUGACUCGGAUAAUAUCAAUCAAAUGCUUGAUAACGCCGCGGCUGCGGCUGCAGCUGCAGGAAUGGAGGGCAAUGUCGGAGUAGGACAAGAUCUGGGGCAGGACAUGGGUCUGGAUGCUGGGACUGCCGGAAUGGAUGCUAUUGACGAUGUGCUUAAUGCUGCAGAUAUGGCAGUUGGGAACCCCGAAUUCUUGGAUUUGGAUAUGGAAGGAAUGUUCUAA